Messenger RNA from Condylostylus longicornis, 1311 nucleotides. RefSeq names its product trichohyalin-like. Bases 1 to 1311 code for a protein of 436 amino acids. The record is from RefSeq and is a predicted model, not a curated record. The transcript has a single exon. NCBI's taxonomy places the organism in Eukaryota, Metazoa, Arthropoda, Insecta, Diptera, Dolichopodidae.
AUGGGAUUUGGAAGAUGGACAGAGCGGAUGGAACAGAUGAUGGAGAAGCAAAACUCGGCACUAUGUAACUUCAGUGAGGCUCGAAUAGCGGAGUUGGUUAAAAGAAUCUUACAAGAGGAACAAAGCCAAUCUCAACAGUCAAAAGUACCAUCGGCGAACCGAGCAAAUGUAAUGAAUAUUGAGAACAUGGGAGCUGGUAGUGUGACAAAGUUCGAGGCUGAUUUUCGGGAGUUUCAAGAAGAAUCAAUGCAGCAGGCAGGCUUUUUUACCAGCGUGUUAGAGGAGUUGUUAGAUCAAGUACAGGAGCUGAAAGAAAUGAGUCGAGUGAAGGAUAUAAAAGUUGAUGAACUUGCGAAGAAACAACAAGGCGUGAAGUUUAUGGUGAACCAGAAGGAUGAUGAGUCAGUUGAUAGUUCGGAUUCUGAAAGUGUAGAAACAUUGUCUGAAGCUGAGUCUGAGUCUGAGUCAGAGGCCGAGGAGAACAAGCCAGAGAGAAAGGAAAAUCGGAAUGAAGGUACAAGAAAAGAACAAAGGAAAGGAAAUCGAAGGGCAGAAGUAGUUCCAGUGUUGGUUGCUGAGCCGAGCAUCAAGAAGAAGAAGAAAUCUCGAAAACAGAAGACCCCCAUUCCAUCAGAGAAACAAGAAUCGCUACAACAAACGCAGACACUUGAAGACUUGCAACAACAGCUGAAAGAGAUGAAGGAGGAACUCAAGCGACAGAGGGAGGAGAAAAAGAAACUCACAGAAGAGGAGAAAAGCUUGCUGACUGCGGAACUGGAGCGCAAAUGGGGUGAAGAAAGGUAUGAAAGGCGAUUCGGCCCACGUGAAAACCGACGGUUGACAGAGGAAGAGCAAAGAAUGACAAGGCCAGAGCUUCAGCGACAGUUUGCACAAACGAGAAGGAACGUCUGGGCAGACCGACAGAGAGCUAUGGGAAUUCCUACGUAUCAGUGUGACAAUUGCGGUAGAUUUGAGAGGGAAGGGCAGCCCCACUCAUGUUUAAGAUCAGCUUAUAGUGGGCCAUUGCAGCGCAGAGGGGGAGUCCCAUACCACCGACAAAUGGUAGUAGAAGGCACGUCAACGGGGGUUAAUAUUCGGCAGCAGCCCAUUGUGGACAUCGAGCGGUUGAAGAAAGAGCACGCAGCCAUGACAAAAACGAUAGAAGAUUUGGUGCAGCAACAACAACAAUUGCGCAGGGGUGGCGAACAGGACGAGGAAAUGGAAGAUCCACAGAAUCAACAAAGUCAGCCGUCCUCCAGCGUUGCGUCGAUCAGUGGGACGCCACAAUUAUCACGAAAUUUUCAGCAAUAG